CUAGCGGUAAGCAGCGGCAGCAAGUCUGCUGUGCUGCCGUCUGUUGUAAUAGCCGGAAAUUGUUGUUACGUAUCUAAAUGGCUUUUGCAAACAACUGAUUGUUUUCCGUCUAUUUGGUUCAUAGAAUUAUUUUUCGGAAGCAUCUUUGUUUGUGCAGCUAUUAGUAUAGUACGUGGAAUACGUAGCACGUGAUCGUGAUUCAGGUGUGCCAACUCAAUCACAUUAAAUUUAUUUGUUGUGUUUGUUCAAACGAAUUACGGCUGUGAACUGCUUUAUAAAAGAUUGAAGCUUGUUUCACAGUACAGAAAGAAGGGAGAUAUUUAUUGUCGUGUGUCGUUUAGAAGAUAGAAUAAAGAAAACUCGAGAUUGGAAGUCAGCAAUAACUGGGAUAUUUUAUGGCUACUAUAGAAGUUUUGAAAUCCCUGUCUUCCACAACACGUGCGGCUUCCUGUGUUUGGGGCGAGAGAACGUGUCGGGGCAGAGGUCGGCCUCCCAAGAUCGGGGAUAUCCCAAGACAUGCCGCUGUAGAGGAAGACCUGAUUUCCGGCCCUGGUGCAUCAAGUCAGCAUGUGUCAGCAGUCUCUGUGGCCACCAACAGAAACAGAAGCGAAGAAGAAGAGAACAGUCAUCACAGGGACGACGCCACAAUCACCACGGCCCUUAGCAAACCGUCCAGUAGCAACCACAAUCCACCUCUGCACGUCGCCAUGACCAAUACGUCACGCCCCCCUCCAACCAAUAAUAACACUUGUCCCUCGUCAUCACCUUUGUCCAUAGACAGACGGGUAUCACACGAGAUACUGUUGGGGAACAGCCCACCGCAUUGCUCCUCGCCGCUGAAACAAGAUAGAGAUGGUAAUGUCGUCUCGUCUUCCCAGAUGGAGCGUCCCAAACCACAUCAUGCCACUGGGCCAGUGCCUUCUUCCAUCAGAUCGUCAAAGCCUUCUGCAGUUGUUGCCAGUAGUGCCUCCACGCCCCACACACAGCCUCCUAAACACAAAACUAGUGCCUCAAGUCCUGCAAAUCCCACCAUGCCUUUUCCAUCUCCUCCUAAGCCUAUCGGGUCAACUACAUCUGGCAGUCAAUCACAGAGUAGUUCGGCAUCUUCCAGAAAAUCAACGCACCCUCUUCCCAGCAGACAGAAUUCAUCAACACCUUCCAGAAGACAGGAGCAAAUUGUGUCAGCUACUUCCAAUAAGCACCCACGAAGUGGGUCAGCACCGCCCAGUAAAGAAAUUCAAAGAGGACCAGCUGUUUCAAAUAAAUCAUCGCAAAGUCGGCCAACAUCUUCCAGUAAGCAAGUGCAAAGUGGUCCCGCUCCAUUCAGCAGAUCAUCUCAAAGUGGGACAACGCCUUCCAGUAAACACGUAUAUUGUGGGUCAGCUGCUUCAGUUAAAGUGACUCAGACAGCUUCCAAUAAACAGUCACAAAAUAUAGCAACACCUUCCAGAAAAUUAGUGCAUAGUAUCUCAACACCUAAUGCGCAUGUGCAAAAUGGGACGAUAUCUUCAAGAAAGCAAAUAAGAAGUAGUUCACUGACUUCAACUAAACAAAUGAAGACCAGCCCAAGAACUUCCUGUACAGAAGUGCGUCGUGAGUCAGAACUAGCCAACAAAGAGACUCCAACACUUCCCAGUACACGCAUGUAUGAUACUUCAGCAUCAUGUAGUGAAGAAAAGGAAAUCAGUUCAACUCCUGUACAACAAACUUCAAGUAACACUCUAACUGAUUCAGCAUCUUCCAAUGUACAAAGGCAUGAAAAUUUACCGUCUUCUUGUACAGACAUGCCAGAUGUUUUGACAUCUUCGAGAAAUGAGGAUUUGGGAGGCGAAUCUCUACCAGUUAAUUCAGAAGUGCAAAUUAGCCCAGAAAGUAACAUACAAGCGCAAACUGGUUCACUGUCAGCGCAAAGUGGAUAUCCUUCUGGACUAUCAAGCUCACAGCAGACAUCAAACUCCAGUGCCAAAUCGCACAAAUAUUCAGCCCCACUUGCCAGCCGAACCUUAUCAAACAGUGCUUCCGCAAUAAAUUCUGGGAAAACGAGUACAACAGAAAUUUCACAGAUAAUGUCAGAAUCAGUGAUACCUCCUGUCAUCAUCCAGGGUGAGACCUCCAGACUCUCAGAAGACACUCCUUAUAAAGCUCCAGUGAACCAUAUACAGCAAAAGCUCUUCAUGCAGUCUAGAAGUUUAGGAAUUGACCCUUGCAGACCAAUCUAUCCAAACUAUCCGUUCUCCCCCUACGGAUCUCCGAGUUCCUCACCUAGAGCCUUGAGAAAGAGGUCACCGUUGAAAGAGAGCCGACGCGUCAGCAUAGACAAGUCAGGAGAAUACAUCCAACUGAACCAGUACAGGCUUAUGGACUCCAUAGGACAGGGUUCCUACGGCAUCGUGAAACUCGCCUACAAUGAGCAGGAUGAUACUCAUUAUGCCAUGAAAAUCCUGUCCAAGAAGAAACUGCUGAAGAAGGCUGGAAUCUUCGGCCGGGCGGCUCCUAAUAGGAACAAGUCGCCGGUGAAUCCCCUGGACCGAGUCUACCGAGAGAUCGCGAUUCUGAAGAAGUUGCACCACCCGAAUAUUGUGAAGCUGUUCGAGGUACUGGACGACCCCGUGGAGGACCAUCUCUAUCUGGCAUUUGAGCUUCUUGAACGUGGGGAGGUGUUGCAGGUGCCAACAGACACACCACUCACUGAGGAGCAGGCCUGGAAAUACUUUCGUGAUGUUGUCAUGGGCAUUGAGUAUCUGCACUAUCAGCGUAUCAUCCACCGAGACAUCAAGCCAUCCAACCUGCUUCUGAGUGAGGAUGGGCGCGUCCAGAUUGCAGACUUUGGUGUCUGCAAUGAGUUUCUUGGCAAUGACGCAGCCCUGAGCAGCACGGCUGGUACACCCGCCUUCAUGGCCCCUGAAGCUCUCACCAACAGCAAGUACAGUGGCAAG
This is a messenger RNA of Cryptotermes secundus, 2936 nucleotides long. Its product is annotated as flocculation protein FLO11. The record is from RefSeq and is a predicted model, not a curated record. Gene Ontology annotation, molecular function: protein kinase activity; ATP binding. Gene Ontology annotation, biological process: protein phosphorylation; activation of protein kinase activity; CAMKK-AMPK signaling cascade. Lineage: Eukaryota; Metazoa; Arthropoda; Insecta; Blattodea; Kalotermitidae.